Messenger RNA from Carassius gibelio (silver crucian carp), 2883 nucleotides. Its product is annotated as alpha-2C adrenergic receptor-like. The record is from RefSeq and is a predicted model, not a curated record. NCBI's taxonomy places the organism in Eukaryota, Metazoa, Chordata, Actinopteri, Cypriniformes, Cyprinidae. Gene Ontology annotation, biological process: regulation of vasoconstriction; regulation of smooth muscle contraction; adenylate cyclase-activating adrenergic receptor signaling pathway. Gene Ontology annotation, molecular function: alpha2-adrenergic receptor activity. Bases 327 to 1625 code for a protein of 432 amino acids. The transcript has a single exon. Gene Ontology annotation, cellular component: membrane.
GCGGUGUUUCGCUCGGGUGGAUGCUGAGAGAGACGCCCGCGAGAGGACGAGCAGCUCGCACGGAUGUAAGAGAAGGUGAUGCUUACUUCAAACUCACCACGGGAUGGGUCUCUUUUUCAAAGACGCAACCAAAUGAGCCGUAAGAGGAAUUGUGCGGACAAGAAAAAGACGCGAACGGGAUUAAAUUAAGAACACAAGGUAAGAAGAAACAUAGAGGAACCUGCAAAUAACUUAUAGUGAAAUUAAGAGAGAGAGAGAGAUAGUAGGCUAUUCGCGAAGACGCGCGUGGACGAUUUAUCGGACAGCAAAGCCUUUUCUAAAUCAAUAUGCAUAACUUAAGCUUUGCAAGCGAAGUGGACACUUACAUUGACAUUGGUUUAACAUCCUCUGGGAAUUCUACAAGUCGCUAUUCUCCGGUCACCAUUAUAGGGCUCGCGGGGCUGGUGAGCUUCCUCAUCUUGUUUACAAUAGUGGGGAAUGUGCUGGUCGUUAUCGCCGUUUUAACGAGCAGAGCGCUCAAGCCAGCACAAAACCUUUUUCUCGUGUCUCUGGCCAGUGCGGACAUUCUGGUGGCCACCCUGAUCAUCCCUUUCUCUCUGGCCAAUGAAUUAAUGGGCUACUGGUUUUUUGGGAAAGUUUGGUGUGAUAUCUAUCUUGCGCUAGAUGUUCUUUUCUGCACAUCUUCUAUUGUUCACCUGUGUGCUAUAAGUCUGGACAGGUACUGGUCUGUCACGCAGGCGGUCGAGUAUAACUUGAAGAGGACGCCUCGCAGGGUAAAGGGCAUGAUUGUGGUGGUAUGGUUGAUUGCGGCUGUGAUCUCCUUCCCACCGCUCAUCUCCAUGGACCGGAAUAACGAGGGUGACAGCAGCGAACCACAAUGCCAGCUGAACAACCACACGUGGUACAUCCUGUAUUCCAGCAUCGGGUCGUUCUUUGCCCCGUGUGUCAUCAUGAUCCUUGUUUACAUCCGAAUCUACCAGGUGGCAAAGACGAGGACCCGAAAUAUGUCUGAAAAGCGGCGUGAUCCGGACGGCGGGUCAGGGACGCCACGGCUGGAGAACGGCUUGAGCCGUGAGGAUUCUAGGCGGGAAAACGGGCACUGUGCCUCGCCGCCACCAGGGGAACGCAAACCAGGCGAGGAUGACCCAGAUGCCGAGCUGGAGGACAGCAGCUCGUCUGAUGAGAAGGCCAAGCGGACGCAAAACGAGACGGCGCCCUCGAGAAAAGACCGCCGGCCCAGCCGCAAGAACAGCUCCAGCUCCAAGCAUUCUAGCCGGAAGUCCCGAGCCAGCAGCAAGACCCUGGACUUGUUUUCCUCCCGCAGAAAAAGGAGGAACACCAUUUCGAGAAAAAAGAUUUCCCAGGCACGAGAGAAGCGGUUCACCUUCGUGCUGGCUGUGGUCAUGGGGGUGUUCGUGGUCUGCUGGUUUCCGUUCUUCUUUAGCUACAGCCUGUAUGGGAUCUGCCGGGAGCCCUGUGCCAUCCAUGACACCCUUUUCAAGUUUUUCUUCUGGAUCGGUUACUGCAACAGCUCCCUCAAUCCCGUCAUCUACACCAUCUUCAACCAGGACUUCCGGCGAGCUUUUCAGAAGAUCCUGUGCAAGUCCUGGAAGAGGUCUUUUUAGAGAACAGCAUGCAGCAUCCAGUGCCAUGAACAGUUGGUUGACAAGGAAAAGACGUUUUCAAAAACACCACUGCCCCUCUCUUUUUGCAUUGACAAUCUGUACACAACAAUGAGAUUGAUAUUUUUUCUUACUUCAUUGUGUAAUGCUCUUUAUGAGCCUCUGAGGACAACAGACGCUGGUCACAUAGGUGGUACCAAAUGCUUAAAAAAAAAAAAAACACCUGAAUUGGGAAGCACUGCACUGCAUUAGAGGAAGCAGGCUUAUCUUUAUUAUGGCUGCUGGCACUCUGAAGUUAUCAAGAGAUAUUUUUAUGAUGAGUUUGCACAUAUGGCUUGUGUCAUUGUGACUAGAGAGCUAUGUAACAUGAAAGGCAGUCUCCUUUUAUAUGGUAACAAAAAAAAAAGACUAACAAGAGAAGUGAAUUACCAAAAUGUGUGCUGUUUCUGUCCAGCGGAGAGAUACAAAACGGACCCUGUUGGUUAGGGAGUAUGAGAAGGUUGUCACCGGAUGACAGAUGGAAGAAGAGUGUUGUCCUGAUGUGCUUGGGUAUUGCAUCCUAAGGGGGGAAAGCCCUUACUGAUCAGAGCUAUAUUACAAACUGUUAUAACUGUCCUUCAGUGAAAUGAAUCACUGUACUGCUGCUCUCUAACAUGCCAUAACAAGUAUACAGAAGAAGUGUUUACUGGACUAGACUUAAGAGAAACUGUAAGUGGUUUUACGGUGAUGAUAAUAAAUAACGAUACAUUUAUUUAUCUACAGGAUUUAUUUAUCAGAUAAUGACUAUUUAAGCUUUGUGGCUAUGCUUGUAAAGUGUAUCCCAUUUGUUCAAAAUAUCAUAGUGAUAUAAUGCAAAUAUAAUAUAUAUAAGGCUGUUGUACAUUUUUAAAAGCAAAACAACUUUUUUGGGGGGUUGUUUUUGUAUAUUAUGAAACAUCUGUCUUUAUGGAUGUUGGGCUUCUCUCCCUUUUUAUUCCAUAUACUUGUGAUAUCUCCAAAAUGACUGACAGGUCACUACAAGCACAGCUGAUGAUCAAACAGAAAAUGAACAAAUAAAUGGAUUGUACUUCUCUUGGAUUCGCUUUUUACUGUGAACGGGGUGUAGACUUUAUAUUUUACUCUUCAUGUCUGUAAAGUGGGCUUAUCAUAAUUAGAAAUGACUGUGAUUAAAUAUUGUUUUGAGGUUUUGUCAUUUUGCAGGUACAAUACUCCAUUCAGCAGAGAACGGAACAAAAUAAAGGGAGAAUCUGAACUAAUUGAA